Acanthoscelides obtectus is the source of this 1240-nucleotide messenger RNA. The record is from the annotation of a GenBank genome assembly. NCBI's taxonomy places the organism in Eukaryota, Metazoa, Arthropoda, Insecta, Coleoptera, Chrysomelidae.
UUGUGCCGAAAUAUUUAAAUAUUUUAACUUUUCCAAUAUGGCUGGUAAUGAGGCUGGACAUGGUGCUAAUGUCAGAAAUAGAGAUUUGAUUGAUGUGUGGAUAGAAGCACCGAGAGGAAAUAGAAAACAGGUGGUUUAUGAAAAGAUAUUAUCUCUUAUUGAUAUAACAGAUGAACCUUCCAAACAUCUUAAAAGUAAUAUUAUGAAAUGCAGCCAGUUGUUUGGGUUGAAAAUGGCAAAUAAAUGGCAGAAAGUAGGACAAUCUCGGAAUCGACUUUUACAAAAUCAAGUAUAUUGGUUAGACAAGAUUAUAUAUAGAAUAAAUAAUGAUUCUGAAGAAAACACAUCUUCGGAUGAGGAACAAGAACCUCCUUAUCGCUCAGUUGGACGGCCACGGGUGCCAUUUGAAGAGGCAUCGAAGAAAACAAAACGAUCUGCAAAUAAACUUCAAUUUGCUGUAAAUGUCGUUUCUGGAAGCAAUCACAGUGAGGUCUCGCCACAAAUUUUUAGUUUUAGUACAGCUGAAUCUUUAGCCCUUAUGGUAGAUUUGGAUAUAUCCGUUCGUGGGCCUGAAAACAAAGCUAUAGUCGAAGCAAACAAAAAACGAAUCCAAGCAGAGUUCAGAGCCAAGCUGUCUCUAAUAGUUGACAAACCAAAACCCGGGUAUGGCUCCUCAAAUGAUGGCAAUACGUCCAGAAUUUUUUUCCACAAUCCACAAACAAGUUCAGAUAUCACAGGGGUUGACAGGGAAUUAAUCGAGAAAUUUGCGAUCAGCUUAGGAGUGUUAGCUAGUGGUUGCGCUAUUGAUAUGGAAAAGUUUGCGUCAUUGCUGGAAGAAGCAAGAAAUUUGUAUAUCCACCUUUAUAAGUGGUACAACAUGCCAAACACGGUACAUAAGGUCCUUGUUCAUGGGUGUGAGAUAAUUGAUGCAUUUUGCUUGCCCAUUGGAGAACUGUCGGAGGAUGCGCUUGAGGCUCGCCAUAAAGAGGUUAGGAAACGUCGAUUAUCUCACACCAGAAAACGUUCAAGAACAGAUACGAAUAAGGAUCUAAUGCGUGUUCUUUUACUUACUUCUAAUCCUUUUAUAUCCUCAAAAAAAAAGGUGAGCUCAAAAAAAUAUAAGAAAUGCAACGAGGCAGUUCAGAACUAUUUAAAAAAGCAAGAAAAUGAUGAUUUAGGUAUUGACUUAGGUACAAUAACGAAUGACACAGCACCGAGCAAGGAAUCCUAUUCCGAUUAG